This is a messenger RNA of Entrophospora candida, 1179 nucleotides long. Lineage: Eukaryota; Fungi; Glomeromycota; Glomeromycetes; Entrophosporales; Entrophosporaceae. The record is from the annotation of a GenBank genome assembly.
AUGCUUCAAAAAUUUCCAUUUGAUUUAUUAUUUUGUAUAAUUGAGCUUUUGUCAAUAAAAGAUUUGACAAAUUUAUCUCUUGUUAACAAAGACUAUCACAAUAUUAUAAAGAAGUAUGGGUUUAGGAUAUAUUUCAAUAGUCAAAAUUGGAAUAUAUUACAAUACCCUAUUAUAUAUGAUAAUGAUUGGGAGGGAAAAGUCAAAUUUGGUUUUGCUAUAAAUAAAAAUUGGAACAAAAGAAAGUUCAAGCCAACCAUAAUAGCAAGGCAUAGACAAGCAUUAAUGCCUAAAAUAAAAUUUGACUCGGCAAAAUUAAUCUGCACUGUUGGAAGUUCACUGGAUGUUUCUUAUUUCUCACCCCAAGAUCCAGCAAAGUUCUAUAAGAGAAAAAAUUUUCAUGUUCACAAUGAUGACAUUACUGAUAUAAUAUUUUGUUGUAAUAAUAGAAAUCACAUAUUUACAAGUUCUGUAGAUUAUACAAUCAAAAGAUUCUAUUUGAACAAAAAUCACAAAAAUCAUAUUCAUCUAAAUGAACUGAGAACUUUUUAUGGGCAUGAUGGCAUUGUUCAAUCAAUCUGCCAAAUUUCUGAUAAAUCAUCAUCUUUGAUUUCGGUAGGCACAGAUCUAAAGAUGAUUUUAUGGGAUGUGGAAACUGGUGAAAAGAGACAUACACAUAAAAUAAUUGGUAAACCUUAUAUUGUAAAAGAUUUAUCAUGCAAUAGUCAUUUGAUUGGAGUGGGCAAUAAAAGCGAUAAUCAUUUGACAUUAUACUAUGUUACUCCAACCGGAUUUGUUGAUUCCAGAUUUUCAAUAAAUAAUCAUAAUAGUAGUGUUUAUGCAUUAGCUUCAAAUCAAAUUCUACCAAAUACUUUUGUUUCUGGAUGUUAUGAUGGAUUAACACGUCUCUUUGACACUAGAAGUAUGGAAUGCAUAGCAUCAUAUAGAGAUCCUUAUGAUCUCUCACCUGUUUAUUCUGUUGAUUAUGAUUUUCAUAAAUUAGCUUCUGGUUCUUAUUCAAAUGGAUUAAUAAGAUUGUUUGAUUUAAGAUAUUAUAAAAAUAAUAUGAUAAACAGUUUAAAGAGAGGUGGAAGAUUGUAUGGUGAUGGCUGGUCUGUUUAUCUUGUUCUUAAUUUCAAUUCUAUUAUUAGAUGGAUCAUUCACGAUUAUAUGCAGCUUUAG